AUGGUAUUUCAUAGAAUUUUAGGUUAUUUAACCCCAAAGAUGGGUAAUAAAAAUUAUUAUAAAGGUAGAGGUGUCCGUGGUACUGGUCAUUCUUCCUCAAUCAAUAGAUGGAUCGUUGAUCCAAAGAAAGCUUUAACCAUUCACGUACCAGCAAAUUAUUAUUCAGAAACUCCAUCAGAAUUAAAACCAUACGUUUCACGUCAUUGUUUCCAAUUAUCAAAAGAAGAAGUAGAUGCAAAAAAAGCAGCAAAGAAACAAAGAAGAUUAGAUGUUUUAAUGGAAUCUCAAAAGAAAUAA
Messenger RNA from Dictyostelium discoideum AX4, 297 nucleotides. RefSeq lists its product as hypothetical. Gene Ontology annotation, molecular function: structural constituent of ribosome. Lineage: Eukaryota; Evosea; Eumycetozoa; Dictyosteliales; Dictyosteliaceae. The coding region runs from base 1 to 297 and encodes 98 amino acids. The record is from RefSeq and is a predicted model, not a curated record. Gene Ontology annotation, cellular component: mitochondrial large ribosomal subunit; mitochondrion. The transcript has 2 exons.